AAUUGCAGAACCAGAACCAGAACCAGAACCAGAACCAGAACCAGAACCAGAACCAGAACCAGAACCAGAACCAGAACCAGAGCUUUCACUGCAGCUGUGCUUCAAGAAUCUUUAUUGGCUUGGAAACUAAGAAGAUGGAAACAUAUUUGAAAUGGGUGGUUCUGCUGUCUCUCUGCAUCCUCUUCUUUGGUCAAGAAUGUAGUACACAGCUUUUGGAGAAUGUGGACUUCCCCGGAUCCAACAUCAAAUUUGUCUACUCUCCUGAUGCUGAACACUGUCAGCAGCUUUGCACCCAGCACCCCUCCUGUGUUUUCUUUAGCUUUGUCCGAGCUGACUGGACCGAAGAUAAAAGGCACUUCUACUGCUACCUCAAGACCACUCCCUCUGGACAGCCCAAUGUCCAGACUCUACUACAGGGUGUCACCUCAGGAUUUUCUCUCAAACCCUGCACCACAGAACUAGAGCCUUGUCUGCCUAAGGUGUACAACAACUUGGAUUUCGCUGGGGCAGACUACCGGUCUUUGUUCACAGCAGACCAUGAGGAGUGCCAGAGAGCCUGCACUCAGGACCCUGGCUGUCAGUUCUUUACAUAUUUAAACGAGUUCUUCACAACAGAGACGCUCAGGUACAAGUGCCACCUUAAAUUCAGCUGGUCAAUACCUGUGACUCCCAUUGUCGAAAAACAGACUGGUGUAGUAUCUGGAUUCUCCCACAAUAUACAAGUAACUCAACAGUCUGACACAGCAUGUGAGGGCAAGCUUUUUACAAACACUGCCACACUGGGAAAGGACCUCAUGGUUCUUCCUGCUGUCUCUCCUGGACACUGUCAGGCAUUGUGCUCUGAUCAUCCAUCCUGCACCUACUUCUCUUUUGACAGUUAUAACCUCCGUUGUAACCUGAAGGACAACAAAAAUGAAAGGGUGACUGUGGCUAAAAAAGGAAAAAUAUCUGGGUUACCAGCACACUUCUGUCAAGUGGUUGUCGACUGGGUUAAGGUGGCUCACAAAGGCGUUGAAUUCCCAGGUUCUGACAUUCGCUUUGAGCUGGUGGACGAUGCAGACAUAUGUCAGAGGAAAUGUAAUGAGGAUCCUACCUGCCAGUUUUACAGCUAUAUUAAGAAAACCUCCCCUCGUCGUGACUACAGGCGUCGCUGCUAUCUCAAGCGGGCCAUCACCAUGUCUGCUCCUCCGAGAAUUACCAAACUGGCCAAUGUCGUAUCGGGCUUCCAACUGAGGACCUGUGUGUAGAGUGCUUCACUCACAUGCAUGUUUCAUACUUGGUCUGUUGGUUUUACUUUCAUUCGAUUGCUAUUAAAGCUGUCGUUGAUACAGUGUGUGUGUGUGUGUGUGUGUGUGUAAACAAGCAAUAAAACAAAACCAUCAGUUUUCUUUCA
Cottoperca gobio is the source of this 1393-nucleotide messenger RNA. Its product is annotated as coagulation factor XI-like. The coding region runs from base 135 to 1247 and encodes 370 amino acids. Lineage: Eukaryota; Metazoa; Chordata; Actinopteri; Perciformes; Bovichtidae. Gene Ontology annotation, molecular function: protein binding. Gene Ontology annotation, cellular component: extracellular region. Gene Ontology annotation, biological process: proteolysis. The record is from RefSeq and is a predicted model, not a curated record. The transcript has 9 exons.